Molecule: messenger RNA, 1753 nt
Organism: Acaromyces ingoldii
Lineage: Eukaryota; Fungi; Basidiomycota; Exobasidiomycetes; Exobasidiales; Cryptobasidiaceae
Product: Phosphoglucomutase, first 3 domain-containing protein
Exons: 4
Coding region: 1-1668 (555 amino acids)
Biological process (GO): carbohydrate metabolic process
Cellular component (GO): cytosol
Molecular function (GO): magnesium ion binding; phosphoglucomutase activity
Source: RefSeq, a predicted model, not a curated record
AUGGCAGCUUCCGUCAAGACAGUCUCGACAAAGCCCUUCGAGGGCCAGAAGCCGGGCACCUCGGGCCUCAGAAAGCGCGUAAAGGUCUUCUCGCAGCCUCACUACACAGAGAACUUUGUUCAGGCUAUCCUCUCGUCGAUCCCCUCGCCAGGUGCAAAGGGUUCCACUCUCGUCGUUGGUGGCGAUGGACGCUACUUUAGCAUCCCCGCCAUCCAGUCCAUCAUCCGGCUAUGCGCCGGCAACGGCGUCUCUCGCCUUAUCAUUGGCCAAAACGGUAUCCUCUCCACGCCGGCCGUGAGCCACAUCAUUCGCUCUUACAAGGCCACUGGCGGUAUCCUCCUUACUGCUUCCCACAAUCCUGGUGGCCCCGAUGCUGACUUUGGCAUCAAGUACAACAUGGAGAACGGAGGACCAGCGCCCGAGGGUGUCACCGACAAGAUCUACAACGUCACCACCACCAUCAGCGAGUACCACGUUGUCGAGGGCGACGACGUCGACGUGUCCAAGAUCGGCUCCACCUCCUUUGGCAGCACAAAGAUCGACAUCAUCGACCCAGUCAAGGACUACGUCGAGUAUCUGUCCAAGAUCUUCGACUUUGGCCUCAUCAAGUCCUUCCUCCAGUCGGGCUCCUUCUCCGUCCUCUUUGACGCUCUUCACGGCGUGACGGGUCCCUAUGGUCGCGCCCUCUUUGUCGAGCAGUUCGGCCUGCCGGAGUCGUCCGUGCAGAACUGCGUCCCUUCGCCCGACUUUGGUGGGGGCCACCCGGACCCAAACCUGACGUACGCAAAGUCGCUCGUCGAUGCCGUCGAGUCCAAGGGAAUCUCCUUCGGCGCGGCUUCGGACGGCGACGGAGACCGAAACAUGAUCAUUGGCAAGGGCGCCUUUGUCAACCCGAGUGACAGCGUGGCCAUCAUUGCAGACUGGGCUGACCGUGCGAUCCCGUACUUUAACAAGGGCGUCAAGGGCUUGGCCAGGAGCAUGCCCACGAGCGGUGCCAUCGACCGCGUUGCAAAGAAGAAGGGCUUCGAGUGCUUCGAGGUUCCGACGGGAUGGAAGUUCUUUGGCAACCUGAUGGACGCCGGCAGGCUCUCCAUCUGCGGCGAGGAGAGCUUCGGCACGGGCUCCGACCACAUCCGCGAAAAGGAUGGGCUCUGGGCCGUCGUGGCCUGGUUGAGCAUCCUGGCAGCCGCAAACAAGGAGAAGCCCGGGACGACGGUCUCUGACGUGCUCCUCGCCCACUACAAGACUUACGGCCGCAACUUCUUCUCGCGCUACGACUACGAGGAGGUCGAGUCGGCCGGCGCAAAGGACAUGAUGGCCCAGCUCUCUUCCCAAUUCACCUCUUCGUCCUUCAAGGGCACCAAGCUUGGCGACUUUGAGGUGGCCGAGGCGGGCGACUUUUCCUACACGGACCCCAUCGAUGGCAGCGUGAGCAAGAACCAAGGCCUGUACGCCAAGUUUGUCGACGGAAGCCGCAUCAUCUUCCGUCUGUCCGGCACCGGCUCGGCGGGUGCCACGAUCCGUCUCUACGUGGAAAAGUACAGCAACGAUGAGAAGGAGUUCGAGGCCGAUGCUCAGCAGGGCCUCAAGCCCCUCAUUGAGCAGGCACUCAAGAUUUCCGAGCUCGAGAAGUUCACGGGUCGAUCCAAGCCGACCGUCAUUACUUAAAUAUAGCUUCCUGGGGCCAUCUCUAUAUACACAUUGGAAGACAUGCACUUUUUUUCGAUGAUAUUAUUUCUUACCGCCUCUGAGC